AUGUCACGUCGGGGAGUUGGCCUCGGUGCCUUCGCUAACCGCAAUCAGGCCACGCAAUCCUACGCUACUCAUGGAGCAAAUCUACGUUCUUCACAUCUGGCAUCUCUCCAGACCCAGCUCUCCGUCUUCCAAUCCUUGCUACACACAUUCGCCUUAGAGCAUAGCUCCACGAUAAAAUCAAACCCCACGUUUCGGGCCGAGUUCGCGCGUAUGUGCAAUACCAUUGGGGUUGAUCCCUUGGCCGCGAGUAACAUCAAAGGCAAGAAUGGUCGUAGAGGGCUAGGCGAAGGAGGCAGCUUUUGGACACAGAUCAUGGGCGGUGAUAUGAAUGACUUUUACUUCGAGGUUGCCGUUCGAGUUGUGGAGCUAUGCCGUGAAACCAGAAGCGAGAACGGAGGACUGAUCGGGGUGGAAGAGUGUAGGAAGCGCGUGCGCAAAGGCAAAGCUAUUGGAAGUGGAUUAGAGGUUUCGGCAGAUGAUGUUUUGCGUGCUGUUCGGUCUUUGGAACCCCUUGGGUCUGGGUUUUCCAUAGUUCAUGUCGGCGCUAAGCAGUACAUUCGAUCCAUACCUAAGGAGCUCAACACCGAUCAAGCAACUGUUCUAGAGGUGAUCCAAGUUCUAGGAUUUGUGAGCGUUUCAAUGCUUCGACUCAACCUCAAUUGGGAAAAGGCACGAGCACAGACAGUCAUUGAUGACCUCCUUGCCGAUGGCCUUGUCUGGUUGGAUGCACAGGGACUGGAAAGAGAAUACUGGUCACCUCAAAACCUACUUGACGACAGUGGAUGA
Messenger RNA from Penicillium malachiteum, 786 nucleotides. Its product is annotated as ESCRT-II subunit protein SNF8. The coding region runs from base 1 to 786 and encodes 261 amino acids. The transcript is spliced from 2 exons. The record is from RefSeq and is a predicted model, not a curated record. Gene Ontology annotation, biological process: protein transport to vacuole involved in ubiquitin-dependent protein catabolic process via the multivesicular body sorting pathway. Gene Ontology annotation, cellular component: ESCRT II complex. NCBI's taxonomy places the organism in Eukaryota, Fungi, Ascomycota, Eurotiomycetes, Eurotiales, Aspergillaceae.